Messenger RNA from Labrus mixtus (cuckoo wrasse), 3325 nucleotides. RefSeq names its product Kruppel like factor 3 (basic) (gene klf3). Gene Ontology annotation, biological process: regulation of transcription by RNA polymerase II. The coding region runs from base 294 to 1364 and encodes 356 amino acids. NCBI's taxonomy places the organism in Eukaryota, Metazoa, Chordata, Actinopteri, Labriformes, Labridae. The record is from RefSeq and is a predicted model, not a curated record. Gene Ontology annotation, molecular function: RNA polymerase II cis-regulatory region sequence-specific DNA binding; DNA-binding transcription factor activity, RNA polymerase II-specific. The transcript has 6 exons.
AGAGAGAGACACACACACACACACACACACACGCACAGGCUGAGAGAGGAGUUUCGUAACUCGGGGAAGUUUUUCUGUAUCCAUCGAUCACUGGACGAUCACUGUCUCGUUGUUUUUCUCAUGUCAGUGACACAGCGGAGCGUCGCCUGCGUCACCUCUUCAGCCCGGUCGCCUCACUGAGUUUGUCUUACUUUUUCUUUUUUUGCCGUUCAGUAAGGCAGCUGUGAAACUAUCGUCUCUCCUCAAGGAAUAGACUGAGCACUUCAUCUGAGAAGAGCCUGGCCCGAGCAGCCAUGCUGAUGUAUGAUUAUCCUCUGAAGACAGACAUGGAGACGUCCUUCUACUCAUCGUUAGUGAAAACCCCGGAGCAGUACGGAGUCAUCUUCUCCCAUCCCGCCCACCUCUACCACCCCUCGCACAUGCACGCCUUCGCCCAGUCCCAGCCACACACCCAGAUGGAGCCUGUGGACCUGUCAGUCAGCAAGCGUUCCUCUUCCUCCUCCUCCGCCUCCUCCUCCCCUCCCUGCUCCUCCGCCUCCUCCCCGGCCUCCUCCUCACGCAGCUCCCCGCCUUCCCCCUACUGCUCCGCGAGCCGUGCCUCCCCCCACCGCUCCCCCCAACACUCCCAGCUGCGCUCCUCGCCAUCCCACAGUCUCCCUAAUCCCUCACUUCCGUAUCCCACCAUGGUGGCUCCUCUGAUUGGCUCUGGAUCCGGGGUCAUCCAGAGGUCCGGGGUCAUGGUGUCUCCAGUGAUGGUGCCUCUGUCCGUCCUAUACUCCUCACCCCUCCACCUGCACCAAUCCAUCAUGGUGAGCCCACAGGUCGCCAGCGAGGAGGAGCAUCACCGAAGCAGAGAGCACAAGUCAGUUCACUGUGCGAAGCCCCUGGAGCUGCGAGGUGACACCCACGACCUGCACAAGCCAAUCAAAACAGAGCCUCGCCCUGAGCUAGCUCAUGACCUCCACAGCAGCCAUGAGAUGAAAUCAUCAGUCAUAAGGAUAUCACACGAAUACGGGGGUAACAAUCCGUCGGUAAUAGUUCACUCAGGCUCACAGCAUCCUCUCCCCCCGGACUCCCCCGACACGCUGAAGAAGCGGCGGAUUCAUCGCUGUGACUUCUCCGGCUGCAACAAAGUGUACACCAAGAGCUCCCACCUCAAAGCCCACCGCAGGACACACACCGGUGAGAAACCGUACAAGUGCAUGUGGGAAGGAUGCACGUGGAAGUUUGCACGUUCAGACGAGUUGACGAGACACUUCCGCAAGCACACAGGAGUCAAACCGUUCCAGUGCCCCGACUGCGAACGCAGCUUCUCCCGGUCAGACCACCUCGCGCUGCACAAGAAACGUCACCUCCUGGUGUGAGGCACCUCCACCGGGAAGCUCGAAAGAAACUCGGUGCUCGGUUUCAGCGUAGGACUGUACCACUUUGACUUGAGGGGAGAUUUUAAAAGAGCUGGCUUCACACAUUGGACGGUAGUCCUCAGGGUGCACGUUUAAGACCCUUUUCACCUCGUUAGCCUGAGUGUGAGCUGGCGUCAGUUUAUCAAAGCAUCACACCAAAUGUCAGUUUCUCAGCUCAUUUUCAUGUUAGUAGAAAUGAGGUCGUUGAACCGGAACUCUGAUCAGCUGAGGAAGAUUCAGAAACUUUAAAAAAAAAAAAAAAAGAGGCUGCAGAAUCUCAGCUGGCCUGAGAGCAGCCCCAUCUUGUGGCUGCAGAACCAAACUGCAUGUACACCUGCACAGGGCAUGCCCAAGCUUCUUUUUUAAAUAUAUUUUUUAUUUUUUUGCAACAUCACCUCUCGUUUCUCUGCACGCUUUGCAAGUAAAGGUUGUGGACAUACCGUAAACACACAUACAUGUUAUUGCUAGCUAGGCCAAUAUACUGUGAAACUUUUCCAGAAUGUAUCAUAUCACACAUACUGUGCAUCAUAUCGUACAUACUUAAGCUGUCUUUCAUCAGCUGCCAGUCACAUAACGCUAAUGCUAACCCCUCCACCACACACCCCAUCUGCCUCUACAAGCUUUUUUUUUUUUUUUUUCAUGAAGAUACAUUUUAAACAGGUAGCCAGUGCUCGCUUUCUCUUGUACAUAAACGCACACUUUUAAAGGCACACUCAGCAGAAAACAUGCACUUAAGAAAAGCAGGUCAGCCUCAGUCUGGUGUGCUUUGAUUGGUAUUUGAGGGUUCAAAAAUGUGGGGGGGGGGGGGGGGGGGGGGGAUCCUCUGGGUCAUUGUAUUGUCAGAGUGAAGUGUUUAUUUUGUGUUUCAUUCAGAAAUGUGAAGGUUGCUGCACAAGGGCAUUAUUAUUUUAGAGAGGAAAAGACACCACUCGGUAGGUGGAAGGGUAGAAGCAAUGAAAUAUCUAAUGUCUUAUAUCAAGUUAAUGUACCUAUAUGAGUUAUUGUUUGGUUUGUGUUGUGACACCGUGGUUGCCUUUUCUUUUUAUUGUAUGACACUUUUAUAUAGGAAAAAAACAGAGAAAUACGCUCUUUGAUUUUUUGUUUAUCCAGGGCAAGAUUAGUUUUAUUUUAACGAUAUACAAUUUGACAUAAAGACACAUUUAAAUCAACCGUUUCUUCAUCAAAGGUCAUGAGAAAUGAACCAACUUUUACUCUUUUUUUUUUUUUUUUUUUUGUAAACCAACGCAAAUUCAGAGCAUACUUUUCUGUUUUCAUAGCUUCUGGAGAACAAAAAGGUUUUGUUUAUAGCGUCUUUGUACAUGCCUACAAUGUGCACUUUAUACAUAAAACAUUCCCAAAGACAUUUAAAUCACAAGAGAUUUAUUCACAGAUCUGCUGGUCAGUUUGAUCCCCCCCCCCCCCCCCCCCCCCUGAAAAAAAGAAACCUAACACAGGUUUUGGUUUUUAGUUUAGUAACGAUUCAAUGCCAGGAAAGAGAUCUUUUAUUCACAUGUAAACACACCCACAUGCACACAAACACGAUUUCAAACACAAGCUCAAACACCGAAUGUAGCAGCUCAACUGAUCUGCAUUUAGCCCUGGAUAAUCUUUACGGUUUGCUUGUAAAUGUUUUUGUAUCUCUGAAACAUAAGUGGUAAUAUAUAUAUAUAUAUAUAUAUAUUUUAUAAUUGAUUUUUAGAUUGAAAGGGCAAUUAAAGGUUAUUAUUAAGCAUGAUUUUGAUACUCUUAUAAUAAAGGAUAUUAUACAUUUCUAUUAUUUUUUUUUAAUCUAAUGUUGGCAAUUCAAAGGGAACAUGUUAAACUGUGAACAUAUAUCUGUACAGGUCUGUCAGCAAUUUUGCAUUUAUUUGAAAACAGAAUAUUCAUACCACUUAAUAAACUUAUUGAUAAUAUUUGCAGAA